Xenopus laevis (African clawed frog) is the source of this 2768-nucleotide messenger RNA. It is a transcript of the gene zfp64.S, whose product is annotated as ZFP64 zinc finger protein S homeolog. Gene Ontology annotation, cellular component: nucleus. Lineage: Eukaryota; Metazoa; Chordata; Amphibia; Anura; Pipidae. The record is from RefSeq and is a predicted model, not a curated record. The coding region runs from base 424 to 2418 and encodes 664 amino acids. Gene Ontology annotation, biological process: regulation of transcription by RNA polymerase II. Gene Ontology annotation, molecular function: RNA polymerase II cis-regulatory region sequence-specific DNA binding; DNA-binding transcription factor activity, RNA polymerase II-specific. The transcript is spliced from 6 exons.
GGGCACAGGAGGGAGUAUCAGAUAUACAGGGCACAGUAGGGAGGGAGUAUCAGAUAUACAGGGCACAGUAGGGAGGGAGUAUCAGAUAUACAGGGCACAGUAGGGAGGGAGUAGCAGAUAUACAGGGCACAGUAGGGAGGGAGUAUCAGAUAUACAGGGCACAGUAGGGAGGGAGUAUCAGAUAUACAGGGCACAGGAUAAUGUAUAUAUAAUGUGCAGACGAGACAGUGUUAUAGUCUAUACAGGGGGCGGGUUACAUUAUAGUCAAUGCGCGGGGCGGUCAGACCGAUACACUGGGGGAGGCUCCCGGUAUAAAGAACCAGGCACCUCAGUUAGCGGAAGUCUCGGUGUUUCCUUUAUCCGCCGCCCCUUCCAGCGACCCCACAAGCCCCAGUAGCAGCUGCAGGAGGAGGCGGCGCGGCCAUGAACCCCGGAGCAGUGACCGGCCAGGCCUUCCCCGCGGUGCAGUUUCACGGUGGAGCCGCCGUUUUGGUGGAGAUCACUACAGACAUCCACAUCUGUGGCCUGUGCAAGCAGCAGUUCACCAACUUGGACUCUUUCGUUGGCCACAAGCAGAGCGGGUGCCAACUGAACUCUGGAUCUGGGGCGACGGCCGCUGUACAGUUUGUUGCACAGAAUGACCCCGAGACCCCCACUCAGAAUUCUUCCCGGACCAUCACUUCAGAGACCCAAACCAUCACUGUCUCUGCUCCGGAGUUUGUCUUUGAGCACGGAUAUCAGAGCUUUCUGCCGAGUGAGAAGGCAGAGUCCCAGACCUCAGAACGCGUCUCUCCACCCACCAAGUGCCGUAGGACAGCGUCGGGGUCCUCAUCCCGCAGGAAAAACUGCUGCAACUACCCUGGGUGUCAGUUCAAGACUGCGUAUGGGCUGAAAGAUCUGGAACGUCACUUAAGAACUCACACGGGUGAUAAGCCCCACAAAUGCCCAACAUGUGAUAAAGCGUUUAGCAGGAAGGACAAGCUAAAAACCCACAUGCGCUCCCACACGGGGGAGAAACCAUUCAAGUGCAAGGAGUGUGACUACAGGGUGGCAGACAGCAGCAGCCUAUGCAAACACCAGCGAAUUCACACCAACGAGCGACCGUUUAAAUGCCAGAUCUGUCCGUACGCCAGCCGAAACUCCAGCCAGCUCACUGUACACCUUCGCUCCCACACGGGAGACGCUCCUUUCCAGUGCAUCCUCUGCAACGCCAAAUUCAAAAUAAACUCUGACUUAAAAAGGCACCUGCGGGUUCACACGGGGGAGAAACCAUUUCGCUGUGAUUUCUGCAACUUCGUCUGCGCCAUGAAAGGCAACUUAAAGUCCCAUAUCCGGAUGAAACACAACGCGGAGACCACAUUCCGGUGCUUGGAGUGCAAUUUCCAGUGCAGCAACAAAGCCGACUUGAGGCAACACUUGAGGUCCCACCUCCCGGAGCAGCCGGUGAAAUGCGCCAAGUGCUCCUACUCCUGUUCCAGCAAAGCCGCCUUGAAAGUGCACGAGCGGAUUCACUCUAAAGACCGCCCCUUUAAAUGCAACGUCUGCCUGUUUGAUACCAAACAACGCAGCAACUUGGCCACCCACAUAAAGAAAUGUCACGGGGAUCAGGUGAAACCCAGAAAGAGCUCUCUGCACAGAAAAGAAGAGGACUCCCCAAGGAUUUACACUUUCCGGAAAGGCUCCAAGUUAGAAGCGAAGAAAGCUUUCAAUUGUGACCUUUGCGAUGCGUCGUUUGUUAGGGAAGACUCUCUGCGCAGUCAUAAGAAACAACACAGGGAGAUCAUCGCUGCCCAGAAGGCUUCAGGCCUGGACUUUUUACCUCUGCCGAGCAAGGCGCCACGUUCCAGUACCAUCGCAAUCAGGAAUAUUAAGUUCCCCCCUGCGAUUCUACCUUUUGGGCAAGAUGGAGUAAAGCUCAUGGCCGACCAUCCCCUAAUAGAAGGUAGUACGGCAGAGACCACAUCAGAGCCUGCUAGAGCUUUAGAUGUUGUGUCCAAGGUCCAAGAGCACAUGGCUACCAGCCAGCUAAGACUGUUGAGUCAGGUCAAUUUGAUGGCAUCGCCUUCUGCUGUCCAAAGGACUCCCCAAAAACUUCUUGAUAUCAGUAACAAUCCCAUCCAACAUCAUCUGGAUGAAAGUGGUACGGACAAUGGCCAGGAGACCAACAACGAGGCUUUUAUGUCGGCCUCCAGCAUCGAUGAGUGCCCUGACCUCGAACAUCUUCAUAUAAUCAAAGACGAGCCUCUAGAAGUGACUAUUGUUAGUGACGCUGGAGACUAUAUCGGAAUGGAGGAACCUCAUCAGUUUCCCGUCUUUUCUCCGUCCCCUCUUGUUAACCCACCCAAACGCAGUUACAUCGUUGUCCAGGAGGAUCCUCAUUGUGCUCUUCUGUGUCCAGCAGACUCCAUACCGGACUGACACCCGCUUGGCUCUUUAUAAUGAACACUGAAAUGUUCCUUUGCCUUGGCAUACAGCUGUCUGUAUGUAGAAAUACAUGAGUAAUGGCGGCGUCCCAUGAGAAAGACUGUUGGCCUCCUAGUAGGUACUGUGGUCGAUUAUUCAUUGUUUCAUAAAAGUAAUGGCGGCGUCUCAUGACAAAGACUAGUAGGUACUGUGGUGGUUUAUUCCGAUGAAAGUGGAGUAGUCCAAAAUAAACCAAUGUUCUUUUUUUUUUUUCUAAAACAUUUUUCCCUUAAAUUAUUCUCCGGAGAUGAGAACUGUCGCAGUUUAUUAGAUGGGUUUGGAUUAAAGCUGGUUGUACACUUGAA